AUGGCGCUUGUGGAGGUGGUGGUAGUGACAGCAUGGUGGUGGAGGUGGCAGCAUGGUGGUGGUGGUGGUGUUGGUUGUGGAGGUGGUGGUGGAUGUGGAGGUUUUGAAGGAGGUGGUGGUUGUGGUGGUGGUGGUGGUGGCGGUGGCGAUGGCGAUGGCAAUGGCGGUGGUUGUGGAGGUAGUGAAUCUGGUGGUGUAAGUGGUGGAGUUGGAUGUGGAAGUGGAGAUGGUAUAAUUUCCAAAGAGAAGGAACUAAAGAUGGUAAAUCCUGCUUCUUCAUCCCAAAUCCCAGAGGUGGUGCUUGGCUCCUCCACUGGCCCCAAGAGCAUGCCUGUGCUUGCCUUUGGCACAGCAGCUAAUAACUUACAGCCUAUUCAGUUGAAAACAGCAGUUAUUGAGGCCAUCAAGCUUGGUUACAGGCACUUUGAUACAGCUGCCGUUUAUGGCUCAGAGCAGCCUCUGGGUGAAGCUAUCAAAGAAGCACUUAAGCUUGGCCUUGUUGCUUCCAGAGACCAACUCUUCAUCACUUCAAAGCUUUGGAGCAAUGAUGCUCACCCUCAUCUUGUCAUUCCUGCUCUCAAGAAAUCACUUGAGAAUCUUCAACUGGAGUACCUUGACCUGUAUCUCAUCCACUGGCCCAUCAGUGCCAAGCCAGGAAAAUUUGUGUUCCCACUAGUUGACGUUAUGCCAAUGGACUUCAAGGGUGUGUGGGCAGCCAUGGAAGAAUCUCAGAGACUUGGCCUCACCAAAUCAAUUGGAGUCAGCAAUUUCACUUGCAAAAAGAUUGAAACUUUACUCUCUCAUGCUACCAUUCCUCCCUCAGUCAAUCAAGUGGAGAUGAGCCCAUUCUGGCAACAGCAGAAGCUAAGAGACUUCUGCAAGGCCAAUGGUAUAGUUGUGACUGCCUUCUCUCCUUUGGGUGCCAAGGGAACCAGCUGGGGAUCCAAUCAUGUUAUGGAAAGCAAAGUGCUUCAGGAUAUAGCAGAGGCUCGAGGAAAAACAGUUGCUCAGGUUUGUAUUAGAUGGGUGUACCAGGUAGGGGCAACUCUUGCUGUUAAGAGCUACAACAAGGAGAGGUUGAAGCAGAAUCUGCAGGUGUUUGAUUGGGAGCUAUCAGAAGAUGACCUUCACAAGAUCAACCAAAUCCCACAGCACAAAAUGGUUACCAGGGGAGAACUGGUUUCGGCUGACGGACCAUACAAAUCCCUUGAAGAAUUUUGGGAUGGAGAGAUUUAG
Messenger RNA from Prunus armeniaca (apricot), 1236 nucleotides. The record is from the annotation of a GenBank genome assembly. Lineage: Eukaryota; Viridiplantae; Streptophyta; Magnoliopsida; Rosales; Rosaceae.